GGAAAGUACAUGUGUGGUUCAAGUCAUACACCUCGAGUCGAAAGCAAAGCUGGAAGUACGGGUGGUUAAGAACAAAGCAAUUAAAUCUUGAUUCUGUGAGUCACUAUUCAACAUGCGCAUGCUUCGUAGUCGCGGAGGUAUCAGGGUCUACACUAAACUAGGAGAACGUCAACUCCAGUGGGCAUCGGGUGCAAUUGCACGGUCCACCUCUUUAGUUCUUUGCUCUCUUUUCAUUUACUACUACUAUGGCGACGUCCGCUUCACUUCACGAAGUUGUUGGUCUUCGAAAUGGAAGUCAGAUUGACAGAAAGAACGUUUGGCGAUACGACGGACUCCAGAACUUGGAGACAUUAAAUUCGGUGCGAACGCUGCUUCAGCUGAAGAUGGCAUCUAUCUAUUGGAUGGCGUACAACUACUGGUCUGAGGCAAAUCUGCUCAUGCUAAUGAUGACAGUUCUGAAGGAGUUCGAUUUUAGCGCCAUUAGGGGAAUUCACAGUUGCGUUGGUAAGGCGUUUUUCUCUAUGAUCAACAACGAGCUUUAUGACUCAUCCAAUGGAUCUAAUUCUGAUCACUCAUCAUCUGACCUCGAGAUCACAAAUGCCACUGGUAAGGUAUUCCUGCAGCUAGCCAGUGACUUAGAUAUCUGA
Molecule: messenger RNA, 647 nt
Organism: Suillus bovinus
Lineage: Eukaryota; Fungi; Basidiomycota; Agaricomycetes; Boletales; Suillaceae
Exons: 2
Coding region: 246-647 (133 amino acids)
Source: RefSeq, a predicted model, not a curated record